Phytophthora sojae is the source of this 1141-nucleotide messenger RNA. RefSeq lists its product as hypothetical. Bases 1 to 1092 code for a protein of 363 amino acids. Gene Ontology annotation, molecular function: alpha-1,3-mannosyltransferase activity. The record is from RefSeq and is a predicted model, not a curated record. The transcript is spliced from 3 exons. Gene Ontology annotation, cellular component: Golgi apparatus. Lineage: Eukaryota; Oomycota; Peronosporomycetes; Peronosporales; Peronosporaceae. Gene Ontology annotation, biological process: protein O-linked glycosylation.
AUGCCGUUCUGUGGAGACGUGGAGGCUGCGUCGCAGGAGCUGCUCAUGCAGAAGUCAGCACUGGGGCCCAUCAGGUUCUACGAUGUCUUUUUCUGCGAAGACUUGGCCGCGUGCCACACCAAGUUCCGGAACUUCGACAUCAAGGUCGUGUCCGUGGUGUUCUCCCAGUUCGAGGAGAUCAUGAUGAUCGACGCCGACACGGGCUUCUUCGUGAGCCCAGCCGUGCUCUGGGAUUCGGCCAAGUUCAAGGCCACGGGCACCUUGCUCAUGAACGACCGCAUCGCGCACGAAAUCUACUUCAUGGCCGAGCGCGUGGGCGGAUCGGGGAAUGUUUCCUUCCAGCAUCGGUACAUGUCCAAGUUCGACCCUGCCCCGUUCCGCUUCAUCCCCACUCUGGAUCGGGAGAAGGCCACGCUGCCGAACCCCGCCCCGGUCGAACUGCAGUUCGAGCCCAGCGACUACUUGCUCAAUAGCCACUCGUGGAACCUCCGCACGGGUCACCAGGUCGACUCGUCUCUCAUGUUCUGGAGCAAGAAGAAGCAGCCUCGCGCGACUGCGAUCCUGGCGUCGUUCAAGGCGCUGAGCGAUGUUGGCUCCCCUCCUUCGUACGGAGACAAGGAGCUGUACUUCUACGCUGCGGAGCUGGCGGAGACGCAGUAUUCCUUCUCGGACCACGCGAUCGGCGCGGUUGGGACAGAAUACGAAGACCACGGAGAGAAGAACUCGACGCUUUGUGGUGAUAUGGCCCAGGUGUUCCCUAUCAAGCAGGCCAGCGAGGACGACCCUGAAGCACAGCCCGUGUACUACAUGAAGGCGCGAAUGGCCGAUGUAUACCCCGGAGCCUUUGGCGAGCGUCGGAUGGAGUGUCCGUUUGACAUCACUGGAGCGCAGUUUUCCAACGCUGAAGCACGACACCUCACUGGGCGACAGCGUCUGCAUGACCUGGUGCUCGAAUGGGAGAAGAUUGCGCAGGACACUGCGAGUGAUCCCAUGGCCAAAGAAAGUAGGCAAGCGGCUACGGAUGGAAUGAUAGAUGAGCAGAUGCAUCAAAUGAGAGGAGCGUAUCGGCAAGUUAUCAAGCCGAAUGUCUAAAGACUAGAGUAGCUCUCAAUCAAUAACUACAUAGAACUUCUUGGGUAGC